AGGCAAGGGAAAUAAGUCCACAAUAAAUCUUCAAUCUUCUGAUAAAUUCUUUAUUAACCUUUUCCAAUAAAUCUCAUUCUUUGAACAUGGAGAACACUUCAGGGAUCCACCCAGGGAUCAGCAAUGCAGACAAUGAACAAAAUUUAGAGGAGGAUCCAGGUGUGGUCUCAGACUCGGAAUUCACUGCAGUUCUCGGUUACUUUCUUUCAGGAAAAAUUGGUGAAGGUUCUUUUGCAGUGGUUCGAAUGGCAGAAUUCAGAACAGUAGCAAGUCGAGAUGUUCUUGCCUGUAAAAUCAUUGACCUGGCAAAAUGUCCCAUGGAAUACAUAGAGCGCUUCUUGCCACGGGAAAUGGGCAUUUGGCCAGAGGUGCGACACAGGAACCUAAUUGGAGUGCACAGCAUCUUGGAACAUGGCUCCAGAAUUUAUGUCUUUAUGGAGUAUGCACCAAAUGGAGACCUGCUGGACUAUGUCAUGCAAUGUGGUCGACUGUCUGAGCAACAAGCAAAUGUCUGGUCCAGGCAAAUGGGUGAAGGUGUGGACUACCUUCACAGCAGGGACAUUGCUCACAGGGACCUGAAAUGCGAAAACAUGCUCAUCACCAACAACUGGAACGUGCGGAUCGGCGACUUUGGCUUCGUCACCAAGACCUUCGACAACGGGGAACGCGUGCUGAGCAAGACCUUUUGCGGGUCGCUGGCCUACGCGGCGCCCGAGCUGAUUCGCGGCGACCCCUACGACGCCCGCCAGGCCGACGCCUGGUCCCUGGGCAUCGUGCUCUACGUCAUGUUCAACGCGUCCAUGCCCUUUGACGACUCGGACAUGAAGCAGCUGCUGCUGGACCAGGAGGCCAAGCACUGGCGCCUGACCAAGCCGGCCAGGGCCUACCUCACCAUGGAUGCCAUUUCUGUCUUGGAUGGUCUGCUAGAACCCAGGGAGCUCAAGAGACUCACAGUAGCCAAUAUGCUAAAGCAAAAGUGGUAUUCAACCUUAAACACAAGGUUAUCAGAUCCAAAAACUUGGGCCAACAACAACACCAAGACUCACCAAGCAUCCAUCCAUCCUAAUGGAGCAAAAGGCAGCAACAGUCCAACAGUUAGCCCUCAGAACAGAGGCAGCAAGUCUCCUCCUCCAGGCACCAAAUAACUUCAAUUGUACAAAACAAGGAAAAACACCAGAUUUGGGGUUUUAGAAAUUAUACCUAUGGGGAUGAAGCAGCCAUUUUUUUGCAUACCUUCAGUUGACAACCUGGCAAAUUACUCAGAAUGAUGUUCUUUAAAAAUACAGAAGUUGUGUAUCUUACCAAAAAUGAACAAUCUUUUUAAAUAAAUUCACUUGAACCAAGAAAGCAAACAAGAACGAAUUUGGAAGAGACAACAAA
Notodromas monacha is the source of this 1380-nucleotide messenger RNA. NCBI's taxonomy places the organism in Eukaryota, Metazoa, Arthropoda, Ostracoda, Podocopida, Cyprididae. The record is from the annotation of a GenBank genome assembly.